AUGAAAUAACAAGGUUAUAAUUUGAGAAGCCCGAAGGACCCUAAAUUCCCUCAUUAAAGGGGGUAUUUUGCUAAUUAAUCUCCUCUCAAAAAUUCUUCCAUCAAUUCAACUAAAACAAAAAAUGACCAAUAAAGCAACAAAUAACUUGAUACAAUGCUAAUAAAGAGAUCGAAAAUUAUCACCAGAGAUUAGUUUAGCGAUGAGUCAAGCUUCUCUAGUAGAAAUAGGAAAAUAAGAGUUGUAGGUUAUGAGCAGAGAUCAAAAGAAAGGACUCAAGGCAGAAAUGACAUUUAAAAAAUUGACAACUUUUAAAUUUAAACAAUACAAUUAGGCAACUUAAACAGCAACUCUGAGAAAAAAGCAAAUAAUUUUGACUUUUUAGCGAAACUAACAUAAGCAGUCUCUCAAAUAAAAACAAGCAAUAACUCAGGCAGAUGCGAUACUUAAUAGCAAAGCCAUAUUGAGAGACCUCAAGACUAAGUAAUAUAAAUAAAAUAGUCAUCGAAAGAGAGUGUCGAAACCAAAAAAUCCACUGUUCAAAAAUCAAUUAGCAAAUCCGCCUCUGACUAUAUUUAAGCGCUACUUUCAUAAGUAGAUCCUCAAAAUAUUCAAAAACAACUAACAAGCAAGUCUCUUCAAUAGAAUUAUUCUUACGAGAAUUAGUUGGUUUGUGAUAAUCAGGGAUAUUAAGAAGGAUAAGAUGAUUUGAAUAAUGAAUAAGAAAUGCCAAAGCGCAGAUAUAAGAAAAUAACUCACGCUGAUAGAAUUGGAAAGACUGCAGGCAGAUGGACCAGGCAGGAGCAUAUCCGCUUCAUUCAAGCGAUUAAGCUUUUUGGAAAGGAUUGGAAAAAGGUUGAGGACCAUAUCGGUACCAGAACUGGUGCUUAGAUUAGGUCUCACGCCUAAAAAUAUUUUUUAAGAAUUGAAAAAGAAAUAAAUAAAAAUGAAGGUUCGAAUAAUCAUUAACAGUAAAAUGAUAAUGAAUUUGAAGAUUCAUUCCACGAUAAUCAGAAUGAGAUGGAAUAGGAGUAAUAAGAAUAGGAACCAUCUGAAGACAGGUCCUCUAGCUCAUUGGUAUAAAGAUAGGACUCAUUAUACUGUGAAGAGGACAAAAAAGGUGAGCAGAAAGAUUAAGAGGAAGAUGAAGAUAUUGAUGAUGAUAAAAUAUCUUUGAAUACGGUAUCUACAGGAGGAGCUCAGCCUUCUCAAAAAUAAAUUGAAACUUAAACAAGAGAGCGAUUAUACUCUAUACCCUCAGAUUUUUCUACUGGUCUAUAGGGUGGCUCUAAGCAGUAAAUGACUGCAUCUACAAAACCAACUCCUUCCCUUUACACAGAUAACAGCAGCCUUCCAGAACCCAUUAAAAAUUUCAAAAGAUCCAACUCAAAUGAGACCCUUGAUUGGACUACUCAGACAUUCCAAAACUUGCAAAAGAUAUAAUAUCUGAAAUUCCUCGACAUUGUCAAGAGAAAGGAGACUUUAGUCUCCGAAAUGUACACUAGUGAUAAGGAUCUCUUCACUGAAGCCAAGAGAUAUAUCACUUAGUUGAACGAAAUUUUUGCAGAGAUCUAAUAACUUGCAUUUUUGAAUUCUGCUUUACAAAAAACAUUUUAAAUGUCGAACCCUCAAAUCAAUACACAAUCAUCUCAGUUCCUAGAAAAGAUACUAAUAUUCCUAGCUGAUAUCUCUAAUAUGCAGAGAGUUCUCUAAGACUUUGUCUAGAACAUUAAUAGUAGCUUGAAUAACAUUUUCAAUCCUCAAAACAAUGGCUUAAGUGCUUUAUUCAACUAAUCAAAGUUAUCUCAAGUUUUAAAUCAGUAACCACCUAUUGCUAGGUCUCAAUCAAUUUAAAGCUAAGGCUUUAAUAACCAUAGCUCUUCGGCCUAGUAUGUAUAACCAUAAAAACCAAACCCAAUCAAUUCAAGACAACUGAUUGGGUAGAAACAAUAUGUAGAUACAUCUAUGGAGAACAACAGUUCAACUAACAAAAACAACUCUGCUGCUAAUGCUGCACUCUAGUCUUUUACUAAUGCCUCUACUCUAUAAUCUCUAUAAAAGUCAUUGUAGGUGAAGCAAUUGUAAAGCAAUAUAGAGCAGCUCAAGUAGCUAGGCUGCUCUUUUGAUAAAAUAGUUGAGUUGGGUGAUUAGUAUAAUGACAAGAGCAGUUUAAGCGGUGGAGUUGAUUAAUCCUAAUAUCAAAACACAAAUAACAACAACAUUAAUAAUAACUCAUCCUCUUCUAUUCACGAGGAUUCAGAGAGUAAUUUGUUUUAAAAGAACCAAAAUAGCUUAAAAAGCCCCUUGAUCAACCGAAGAUUGUAAAUAAUCCAGCAAUAAUCAACUUAACAACAAACGAAAUGA
This is a messenger RNA of Stylonychia lemnae, 2361 nucleotides long. NCBI's taxonomy places the organism in Eukaryota, Ciliophora, Spirotrichea, Sporadotrichida, Oxytrichidae. The record is from the annotation of a GenBank genome assembly.